CCUUCAUUUCCGUUUGUUUCCCAAGAAACCAAAACAGAAAACGAAAAAAAAAAGAAGCACCAUGGCUGUCCGAGCCACAGUGUCCCGGUUCCCUCUCGACCAAGACGCACAAGAAGCGUCUGGUCUGCCAUGGGGAGUAACGGUAACUCCAUUCGCUCCGAAGGACGAGAAUGGGCAGUCACCGGUUUAUGGAUCAGACGGUGAUUCAUUACCGAGAUGUGAAAAUUGUUACGGUUAUUUUAACACGUAUUGCGAGCUAGACCAGUGGGCUUGGUCAUGCGCUCUCUGUGGGACUCUCAACGGACUCUCUUCUCGUGCCAUUGCUCGUUACUCUCAUCCUCAAUCAUGUGCUGAAAUGAUGUCCUCUUUCAUCGAUCUUGAGUUGCCUAGUACAGAUGAAGAGAUGAUGCAAGCUUGUCCAGUUUAUGUGGCGGCUGUUGAUUUGUCAUCUUCAGAGGAAUUUUUGGAGCUUACUAAAAGUGCACUGCAAGCGGCAUUGGAAGCUCUGGCUCCAGGUGCUUUGUUUGGGCUUGCGACCUUCAGUCACAAAAUUGGAUUGUAUGAUGUUCAAGGGCCUAUUCCAGUUGUAAAGAAUGUGUUUAUUCCUCCUGAUACAGAGGGCACUCUGCCAAUUGAGCUUGAAGAUGUUAUGCCUUUAUUACAAUUCUUGGCCCCUGUGGAGACUUGUAAGGACCGUAUUACAGCUGCACUUGACACUCUUAGGCCAACAACUUCUUGGGAACGAACCACAGGUGCAGGUCAAGGACUAGAUGGUGUUUUGAUGGGUGGACGAGGAUUUGGUGUAGCAAUGGAAGCCCUAUUUAAGUACCUUGGAUCAGAGUAUGGAAACACAUUUGCUUUAGCUAGAGUCUUUGCCUUUAUAUCUGGUCCUCCUGACUAUGGAGCUGGGCAGCUAGACACAAGGAGGUAUGGUGAACAAUAUGCUAGUAAAGGUGAGGAUGCAGACAGGGCUUUACUUCCAGAGCAGACACCAUUCUACAAAGAUCUGGCUUCUGUAGCUGUUCAAGCAGGUGUUUGUGUGGACAUAUUUGCUGUUACAAAUGAGUAUACAGAUUUAGCAUCCCUUAAGUUUCUCAGUAUUGAAAGUGGAGGCUCAUUAUUCCUAUAUUCAAACACUGAUGACUCGACACUGCCUCAGGACAUCUAUCGAAUGUUAAGUCGACCUUAUGCUUUUGGUUGUAUACUUCGAUUGAGGACCUCUUCUGAGUUUAAGCCUGGUCAUUCUUAUGGACAUUUCUUUCCAGAUCCGCAGUACGAAAAUGUUCAGCACAUUAUUUGUUGUGAUUCUUAUGCAACAUAUGCGUAUGAUUUUGAUUUUGCAAGCACAGAAGGCUUUUCCAGAUAUGCAUCAGAACAACCGGUACUACAGAUUGCAUUUCAGUACACAGUUGUCGCGCCCCCUGAAGAGCUUGCAGAUUCAGGAUUGGUUUCUGCAAGUGGAGGUAAACACUCACUUAAACGGCGACUAAGGAUCCGAACUUUGCAAUUUGGAGCUGCCCGAAAUAUUCAUGAAAUCUAUGACAGUGUUGAUCCUGAAGCCGUGCUAUCAGUACUUGUUCACAAGGUUAUUUUAGCCUCUCUAGAGCAAGGGGUUCGGGAGGGCAGGAUGUUGCUUCAUGAUUGGCUUGUAAUCCUCACUGCUCAGUAUAAUGACGCGUAUAAACUUGUCCAGUUUAAGAAUGGAAGUUCAGUAACCAGUCAAAUCGAUGUUGCAUUCUCACAAUGCCCACAACUGCAGCCCCUACCUCGGCUAGUUUUUGCGUUGCUUCGAAAUCCUCUUCUCCGCUUCCAUGAAGAAGGUGUUCACCCUGACUACCGGAUCUACCUGCAAUGUCUUUUCAGUGCCCUGGAGGCAAGCUCCCUUAAUCGUGCCGUAUAUCCAGUAUUAAUGUCAUAUUCUACGCCAGAUAAACAAGCAUAUCCUCGCCACUCUUUGAGCCGUGCAGCUCUAAUUACCAGUGGUAGUCCAAUAUUUUUCCUUGAUGCCUAUACAACUCUUAUUGUAUUCUACUCUUCUAUAGCGGAUCCGACAAUUCCUUUUCCUCCGCCUCAGGAUUGUUUACUGAGAAGUACAAUUAACAAGUUGAAGCAAGACAGGAGUAUCACCCCAAAAUUGAUUUUUAUCCGGGGAGGGCAGGAUGAUGCCUCUGCCUUCGAGAAUUACCUCAUUGAGGAACAGGAUGUUGAUGGCAAUGGCUUCACAAGUGUCAUGGGUUUUGUCUCUUUCCUUGAAGACAUCACCCAGAGUGUGAUGGAAUAUAUGAAAUGAAGGAGAAUAAAACCUAAUCACACACGGUACAGGAAAAUGCUAGUUUGCACAUUCAUUGGAAGUGCUUUAAUUGGAUAUGAAAUUUGCCAAAUGAGAUUUGGAAGUUCUGUACCAGUGACCAAGUGGGAUAUCCAAAUCAGUGUACUUUAGUCAGUUGGAAAUUCCCUUCCUCCACAGAUAAUACACCAAUCAGACUUAGGAAGAUAGUUUACUCUUUGUAUACCAGCUUCCAGCCAUUGAUGACUCACCUGUGCCUUCGGUUACAACAUUGAUACAACUCUGCUUUCUUAGGUGCUAGUAUUUUUCCUUUUCAGGAAAUCAACAGUCGGUUAGAAAACUUGAAUAUUUUCUGUUUCCUUCUUUUUCCUUUUUUUUUUUUCUUUUCUGUGAAAUGGCGAUUGAGUUGCUUGAGAAUUAUGUGAUGCGAAAUGUACUGUCCUUGACAAAUAUGGCCUUCUUGUGCAAGUGUAUUAUUAUUUUGACAGGUUAACAAAAAUCUCUUUAUUAUAUUUGGAAUGUGUUUGCAAUUGGGUUCA
Molecule: messenger RNA, 2826 nt
Organism: Ricinus communis (castor bean)
Lineage: Eukaryota; Viridiplantae; Streptophyta; Magnoliopsida; Malpighiales; Euphorbiaceae
Product: protein transport protein Sec24A
Exons: 14
Coding region: 62-2290 (742 amino acids)
Biological process (GO): endoplasmic reticulum to Golgi vesicle-mediated transport; intracellular protein transport; COPII-coated vesicle cargo loading
Cellular component (GO): COPII vesicle coat; endoplasmic reticulum exit site
Molecular function (GO): zinc ion binding; SNARE binding
Source: RefSeq, a predicted model, not a curated record